Messenger RNA from Aspergillus caelatus, 1537 nucleotides. RefSeq names its product mediator of RNA polymerase II transcription subunit 18. Gene Ontology annotation, cellular component: mediator complex; core mediator complex. The record is from RefSeq and is a predicted model, not a curated record. Gene Ontology annotation, biological process: regulation of transcription by RNA polymerase II; termination of RNA polymerase II transcription. The coding region runs from base 513 to 1334 and encodes 273 amino acids. Gene Ontology annotation, molecular function: transcription coregulator activity. Lineage: Eukaryota; Fungi; Ascomycota; Eurotiomycetes; Eurotiales; Aspergillaceae. The transcript is spliced from 2 exons.
UCUUGACGCUCUCGGAACUCGUUCCCCGCACCCCGAGGAAAAGGUCUCGCAGCUACCAAUUCACCCCCGGCCCUGUUACUACUUACUAGUCCUAACCCUAAUAAGCAACUUUCGAUUUAUCUCAUUCUUCUCCAACUCUACGUCCUUUGUUGUUCUCCUCACGGAAUUCAUUUCCCCUUUGAUACCCAAAAAGAAAGAAAGUUUCGAAAGGGUACCAGACCUGACCCUCCAUGAUCGGAGAUAUUAUUUAAAUUACAUAGGACCGUAUUGAUUGGUAUUACCUCUCGACCUAAAUGGGACAGAAAAGGUAAAAGAAAAGAAAAUAUUACGAACUGUGUGUCCCGCUCGGAAAAAGUUGGGAAGCUUGGGCCAAUUCCAAUUCCGGGUUCGCCCGCUCUGACCCUACCGGCUCCUCACCACUCCGACCACCUCACUGGCGGAGCGCUCCCAAUCCUGCGAUUUUAACUCCGAUUCGGGCGGUGGUCUUAACUGUUGUUUUCCCACUUGUGAUCAUGCAUGAGCUACUGCUCUUCGCCUCGGUUCCCGCGCACCAGCACCAUGAGCUGCUACAACAGCUGGCCGGGUUGACGGCCAUGCAACCCCGUCACCGCUUAGAGAGGCGUCUGAUCUUCAAGGCCUAUCGGAAACCAGGGCUGAUCAAUACCCGUGUGGGUGCCAGUCAAGACCUGCAAGGCAAUGAAAUGCAGCGUCUGAAUAAGAUGCUGAAUGGUGGCAUGUUCUAUACACAAGUGGUCGGACCGGUUUCCGAGGCUGACUUUGGUGCCCAAUCCUCCGCUGCAUCAUCUGGUGACCCCGAUGCGCCCAUGUCUGGAACUGAUUCUGGUGCAAAAUUGGAGUACCGCCCCUACAGUUAUGAGAAUCAACCCUGGAAACUGGAGUUUAGGGAUAUCCCCGAGGCGGGGACUCGUUCCGCCGUUACCACCCGGCUGAUGGCCAGCGCUAGUUUGCCCAAGGGCGAUGUUACCGCCCCCAUGAACGCCUGGGGUUAUAGUUUUGUCACGGAGUACGUGGUAGAGGGGGAUGUCUUUAUUUUGAAUGAUAUCGUCAUCUACCUACAUCGGGUUCUGCAUUAUCCUGCAGAAGGCUCUGAAUCACAUGAACCGCGGCGACAGUUACCUCCUUUUCAGCAGAUGUCCCCGCUGGAAAAAACCGGAAGCUAUGUCUUGCAGGCCUCUAUUGCCGUCCAGGAUGGAGGUAACCAGGAGAUGAUGAAGACCGCGUCGCAGCAUUUGUUUGGACUCCGUGAGCAGCUGAAGUCGGCCGUCCGGCUGGAACAGGCGGAUCGACUUUCCUUGGACACACGAGCGAAGUAAUCGGAUAGACGUCCUUUUUCAUUCUUAGGUUUGCGUAUUUUAUACCCCGGGCAGUGCUUCCGUUAGAUAUUUUCUUAAUACAAAUUACAAAACUUUGUGUAUUCCAACUUCUCCCUUCGGUGCCCCAUGUUGUAAUAGUGAGUUGCGAACUUGCUCUAAAAUCAUUCCACAUGCAAAAGUACUCCGUACGAUUCGCAUGAUUG